CUCAAAACUCAAAAGCCUUGAUUUUUCUUUAUUAGCUUCGUCUUGCUCCGAUCCGAGCAACCGUGACAGGUGCUGCCCAUGGAUAACUCAAGCGAGCAACCGCCCCCUCAUUUGGGUCUGACCCGAGAAGAGUAUGCUGAGCUGAAGCCUCUCAUUGACGCAUACCAUAAUUUUGAGCCGACGCCGAACACAUGCACAUCGCUGGUAACUCAGCGCAUCGAUGCUCCAGCUGAAGUCGUUUGGCCUUUCGUUCGAAGCUUUGAAAAUCCACAAAAAUACAAACACUUCAUCAAGGGUUGUAACAUAAGGAGCGGCGACGGUAGCGUUGGGAGCGUUAGAGAAGUCACCGUGGUUUCGGGCUUGCCAGCUUCGACAAGUACGGAGAGGCUGGAGUUUUUGGAUGAUGAAAAGCAAGUGUUAAGCUUUAGGGUGGUGGGAGGUGAGCAUAGGCUGAGAAACUACAGGUCGGUGACAUCGGUGAAUGAGUUUCAUAAGGAAGGGAAAGUUUACACCAUUGUUUUAGAGUCUUAUAUAGUGGAUAUACCAGAGGGGAACUCUGGGGAAGAUACAAAGAUGUUUGUGGAUACAGUCGUGAAGUUGAAUCUACAAAAGCUCGGGAUUGUGGCAAUGGGUUCUCUUCAUGAACCGAGACAUGAUUGACUACAACAAGAUUGAAAUAAGUUUGCUUAGGGUAAGAUUCUCUCUGAAUGAAAGUCUAGUUUAUUAGUGGGGAUUUGACAGUUUGCGAAUUGGUUUGUAUAUCUUAGAUUUUGUUGGGUGAUAAACUCAGUUAUAUUAUUUUAAUCUAGGAUUAAAUAUUUAUGA
Messenger RNA from Gossypium arboreum, 825 nucleotides. RefSeq names its product abscisic acid receptor PYL2-like. Gene Ontology annotation, molecular function: protein phosphatase inhibitor activity; abscisic acid binding; signaling receptor activity. Gene Ontology annotation, cellular component: cytoplasm; nucleus. The record is from RefSeq and is a predicted model, not a curated record. The transcript has a single exon. Lineage: Eukaryota; Viridiplantae; Streptophyta; Magnoliopsida; Malvales; Malvaceae. Gene Ontology annotation, biological process: abscisic acid-activated signaling pathway. The coding region runs from base 79 to 660 and encodes 193 amino acids.